This is a messenger RNA of Sclerotinia sclerotiorum 1980 UF-70, 5082 nucleotides long. RefSeq lists its product as hypothetical. The coding region runs from base 1 to 5082 and encodes 1693 amino acids. Gene Ontology annotation, cellular component: endoplasmic reticulum membrane. Gene Ontology annotation, molecular function: zinc ion binding. The record is from RefSeq and is a predicted model, not a curated record. NCBI's taxonomy places the organism in Eukaryota, Fungi, Ascomycota, Leotiomycetes, Helotiales, Sclerotiniaceae. The transcript has 3 exons.
AUGUCUACAUUAGGGAUUCUCCCCACACCCGACGACGAUCCUAUGCCAGACGUCAUGAAUGAUCCUCAAUAUGCGACCAAUACUACAAAUGGGAAGGAUGAUAAUGGUGAUCCAGACACUUGCAGAAUAUGUAGGGCCGAGGCGACGGAGAGAGAACCUCUGUUCUACCCUUGCAAAUGUAGUGGGAGUAUCAAGUUCGUUCAUCAGGAUUGUUUGAUGGAAUGGCUAUCGCAUUCGCAGAAGAAACACUGUGAACUUUGCAAGACACCUUUUCGAUUCACCAAGCUCUACUCGCCCAAUAUGCCGCAGUCAUUACCUACUCGCGUUUUCCUAAAACAUUUUACCUUCUACAUCAUCAAGAACAUGGCUACAUAUUUAAGAUUUUUUCUGGUGAUUUUUGUUUGGCUUGUAGCCCUCCCAUUCUUCAUUCGACAAGUAUGGCGAUUUUUAUUCUGGUUCAGCGAUGGAGGGACACCAGCCCGGAGCUCGGCAAUCAAUCUCAAGCGGAAUGAAACGGCUUCAAGGGCUUUGGAAAUUGCUCGCGAUGUUGCGAAUUCUGCUUGGGAUGAGGGGGUGACACCUGUAACGCCUCUCAAUACUAGUCAUACUUCGCCCGCUGGAAUCGGAGGAGUCAUGGAAAAGCUGAUGGCUAUCAUCAUGCCCAUUUCUCAAACACUCAAUAUCAGUGGCUCGGACCCUCUCACAGCUGGUUUCUUCAAGUCUCUUUAUUACGGCUUGGGAAUGACCAGUGCAGUCCCUUUGGACGCCUCAAUCAACGGCACAGGCAUGUUCUCAACGGCGUCCCUAUCUGGGGCUCAGGGUGAUUCGCUCCUAAGUAACGUCUCUUUCUUAGCAAAUAUGACUAGGUCCCCCUGGUUGAAUCAAGCCAUUGUCGACAUGACCGAGGGUUAUAUCAUAACUAUAGUGAUCGUGGUUACUUUUAUUCUUGUCUUUUUGAUCCGUGAAUGGGUAGUUCAACAGCAACCUGUAAUCAAUAUGGGCGCAGCGUUUAAUGCGGACAUGGCUGCCGGUGGUGCAGGUCCUCGUGAAGAUUUACCUGUUGAUGUCCAUGACCUCCAAGAACAAAUGGAGGAGCGCAUCCGAAUACAAAGGGAGCGUCUUGACCAAGUUCGUGAUAGAGCGAUCGCUCAUGCUCGAAGAGGCCGGAAUAACAAUGGUGAGCCUGGUGUUCAACCGGCUGUACCAGCAGAGAUACGCAACCUUAAUGGCCCUCUACCUUUAGCUAACUUCGAUAUUGAACCUGUUUCAGGAGUUGAAACUGGUGAACUAAGAAUUCCACCUUUGACCUUCAAUAGGCAGCUAGAUCCUUCUGACCCAGAAGUUCAGCUCACCGAUCAAUUCUCAGCCAUAUGGCGCCGAGCGGGAGGAGACCCUAAAGAGGUGUUGGAAAUAAUAGACCAGGAAGGGUUAGGAGACCGAAUGCAGUAUUGGGUCGAUGCCAUGAAUCUACGGUUGCAAGGUGGAGAUUCUCAAGUGGCUAACCAUAUCGAUACAGCCAAAUCAGCCAGUAGUAGUAGGGUCCCACUGGUAUCAGAUCCACACCGAACUGCCAAUAUGAGCAAUGUAGCUAAGUCAGGAAAGGUGGUUGAGGUGGACAAGGGCAGUGUCAGCUCGGGUAUUUUGGAGGAAGCGCCCCAGUAUCCUCAGAAAAAACACAAUAAUUCGACGUCAAAUGGAGAAUCCAGCCGGAGCUCCGUCUGGAUCUCAGCAGAUGACGAGAAUAACAACGAAUUGAAUGUGACAUCGGGGCAUUGGCGGAGGGAAGAGAAUUCUCACUCGAAUAUUGCAGAUGAAAAUGAGGCCAAGUAUCCGAUGAUUUCGGGUGGGCGGACUCCUGCAUUCCCCAAUCGAGAGCCGUAUCCGCUUCCACUAUCUCAGAAUAGGCCCAGGGCUAUCUCAGAUGUUCCUCAUUGCCGCGACAAGUCACCAUUAGGCCGGAAUAAUUGGGCAUUCUCCGAUCUUCCCGAUGAAGACUUUUCUGAUCACAAUCUUCACCUGUUUCAGAGUAAAGGCCCUAACGAAAGUGACAUGAUUUCCAUGUCCCGAAAGGCGGUAGAUGGUUUGGGUUUGCACGAAGGGGCGAUCUCAGAAUCAGAUGUUGGUCCGAGCAAUGCGCAAUCACCUCCUCAAACCCGGGAUGAUCAGACCUACAAUCUGGAUUAUGAUGGUCCAUUGGAGAUAGUUGGCCAAGAUGGUGUAAGUCGAACCGCUGAGAAUUGGGAAGAAGUUUUCGAAAACAACCCCAUCUCAGAUGACGACGAAGAUAAUUUUGAUGAAACGGAAGAAAAUCCUUUUGCUCCGGACACCCCUCUACCACCACCUCAGCGAGAAGCCAUUAUUCCACAUCGACCAGCGGAACCGGAAGGUAUCGUUGGGAACAUUGCAAAUUGGCUCUGGGGUAGACCUGGGGUUGCUUUACGAGAAGAUGAUAUGGGUGCGAAUGAUGAACAUGUAAUUGAAGAUAUUGCAGCUGAGGCCCCAUUUGUACCAGUGGCACAAGCCCGUCGCGAUGACUUUGACCGCAGGGGGGCUGAAAAUGAAGAGAUCAACGGAGCACACGAAGCUGCCAUUGUAGAAGCCGUCGAUCCUGAAGGAGAUAUAGAAGAUGGUGAGGAUUUUGAUGGUAUAAUGGAACUCGUCGACACUGCAUUAGUGGUCUUGGGGCUCUUGUCGUACUGCUUCAUUGCUAUCGCUCAAAUACCACUACGUCUACUUGCUCUCUCCAGCUUACAGGGAGGACAGGAUGCGCUUAGACUAGCUCAAGCUGCUUUCGAACGAGUUGUGAAUGGCACCGUUGAUAGUAUCAUCCACAUUGCGGAUUCUGAGAUAUUCACGUUUUCAGCUGCGUCACAUGAAGCUCUGAUGGUGAUCAAAUCUAACUUCUUGGGUGCACUUGCGACUAUCGGGAACGGAUUUAUGUUUUUGUUAUCAGGAAGUUAUCAAGUGACCGUCUCACAUAUCGAAAACCUGGUAACUUCUCUGGUCGAAGCCGUUGUAUCCUUUGUCUUUGGAAUACCCGCAUUCUUAGCACGGCCCGAUUCUUGGGUUAUUAGUCUAGAAGUCCCCAAACGAUUAGCACCAUUGGAUCCAGCAUUAAGUGUGUGGGGUGGGCUGGAUCGGACGUUGGCUACGCUGGCAGGUUUCACGACCCUUACUGUAUUGGGUGGCCUUUACGUCAGGAGAGGUACACCAUUCUCAACAGAGCAGGGUAAUGUAAGAGAUGUGGAAAAUGGGGUGAUUGAUAUGCUCAACCAGGCAGGUGGAGUCAUGAAGGUGAUUUUCAUCAUCAGCAUCGAAAUGCUUGUCUUCCCCUUGUAUUGUGGCCUUCUACUUGAUGCAGCUCUAUUGCCACUAUUCGAAGGGGCUAGUAUCAUGUCUCGUCUCAAUUUCACUAGUCGGUCACCUCUUACCUCAAUAUUUGUACAUUGGUUUGUUGGAACGUGUUAUAUGUUUCAUUUUGCCUUGUUUGUAUCCAUGUGUAGGAAGAUAAUGCGGAAGGGAGUUUUACAUUUCAUUCGUGACCCUGAUGAUCCGACGUUUCAUCCUGUUCGUGAUGUGUUGGAACGAAACGUGACAACCCAACUACGAAAGAUUUUGUUUAGCGCUUUAGUUUACGGGGCUUUAGUCGUUGUUUGUUUAGGUGGGGUAGUUUGGGGACUCGCAUUUGCAUUCAAGGGCGUUCUUCCGAUCCACUGGUCCUCAAAUGAGCCGGUGCUAGAGUUUCCGGUUGAUCUUCUCUUUUACAACUUCUUAAUGCCUUUGGCAGUCAGGUUCUUGAAACCUUCUGAUGCUUUACAUUCGAUGUAUAGCUGGUGGUUCCGUCGUUGUGCUCGGUGGUUGAGGUUGACCUGGUUCAUGUUUGAUGAAAGACAGCCAGAUGAGGAGGGUCAAAUUGUCCGCCGCUCGUGGAGGGAGUAUUUCCUAGGCCCAAUGUCCCAAUCCUCGGAAAAUGCUAGCGACGAUAACAUUCAACUCAUACACGAUGGACGAUAUGUAAGAGCACCCGCAUCAGAUCAAGUCAAGCUACCAAAAGGUACAAGGACAUUCCUCGAGGUAGACCGUAACAACAACCGCUUGGAUGACGUUAAGGACAGCUUUGAUGGUGUUCAUGGACGGAAUCCAGAGAAUUAUAAGUUGGUUUACGUACCACCAUGGUUCCGCCUGAGAAUUUCAACAUUCAUUCUUUCCAUCUGGCUCUUCGCUGCAGCAACUGGAGUUUGCAUCACCAUCGUGCCGUUGGUAUUUGGAAGAUAUAUAUUCGCAAAAGUUAUCCCAGCGGAUGUUCGUAAGAACGACGUGUAUGCUUUCUCCAUUGGAAUAUACAUACUAGGGAGCGCACUAUAUGCUCUCUUACAUCUCCGAACCGGUUUGGCAACGCUUCGCAAUUCGCUUUAUAUCAAUGGAGACACGCCAAGCAUAAUAUUCACCCGCCUAGUAAAAGUUACUGUUCGUCUAGCCCGAAUCGUAUGGACUUACACAGCUUUCAUCCUUGUCCUUCCUACUCUAUUUGCUUUCCUCGUGGAAUUUUAUUUUAUCAUCCCCAUGCAUACUUACUUCUCGCCGGACGAGAGGCACGUGGUCCACUUUGUACAAAGCUGGACACUGGGCCUCUUAUAUGUUAAGUUGACCACGAGAAUCAUUCUAUGGCAUGAGGGCAGUCGACCAGCUGAAGCACUACGUGCUGUUACUAGAAAUGGUUACUGGAAUCCGGAUGCAAGGCUGGCUACGAGAUCUUUCAUCUUCCCAGCCACCCUUGUGCUCUCCAUAGCUCUUGGUGUUCCCUAUAUCCUCGCUCAAUUCGCAACUAGAACGUUCUGGAGAGAUGGUACUGAAUUAGAGUUAAUACAUGUGCAUAGAUACGCUUAUCCUAUGGUUCUGGCCAUGCUAGGCACGAUUUGGGCCAUCUGGAAAAUGGCGGAGAUGGUGAGAGGGUGGAAACAGAAGAUUAAGGACGAGGUUUAUUUAAUAGGGGAGAGGUUACACAAUUUUGGGGAUAAUAGAAAGGUAGUUGGAACUGCCACUGGCUUGGGGGGUAUGGGCGUAAGGAGGAUUGAUACAUGA